Molecule: messenger RNA, 264 nt
Organism: Dovyalis caffra
Lineage: Eukaryota; Viridiplantae; Streptophyta; Magnoliopsida; Malpighiales; Salicaceae
Source: the annotation of a GenBank genome assembly
AUGGCUCAAUUCAAAGAAAUGAGUGAAACAAAUGUGAUUGAAUUCUUGAUACGAGAGACAAAGAUAGAAAAUAGAACCACGGUUCCUCCGGACAAUUCCACUCGUAGUAUGAAGUUUCGGAAUAGCGAAGAAGCAAAACUUGGACUAGGAGGCGAGGUUAAAGAUUGGUAUGGGAUUAGUAAGAAGAGACAAAGCUUGUCGUUGCUUGUGGUAGUGAUGGGUGGUCGGUGGUCGAUGAGUCGUGAUGGUGGUCGGUUGUGGUGA